Molecule: messenger RNA, 1117 nt
Organism: Onychostoma macrolepis
Lineage: Eukaryota; Metazoa; Chordata; Actinopteri; Cypriniformes; Cyprinidae
Exons: 12
Coding region: 119-907 (262 amino acids)
Source: RefSeq, a predicted model, not a curated record
AUUUUAUUGAGCACAAUGAAGUUGAGGUGGCACCAUCUAGAUGGUUGGAGUGGAAUGAAGAGGUGUUGUAUUGCUAUUGGCCUCACUCAAAUGCUGGUUUCUUGGCCAAAAAUGUGCCAUGCCAGACAAGCAGCUGUGGACUAAAUAUGCCGUCCGAAUAUUUUCUGACACAGAUAGUUAUGAUAUGGCAAGAUUCCGGGCAAGAAAAGCCCAGGAAACAUCACAUGUUGAGGACUCUGAUGGAAAUGGGGGGAGAAAAGUCAUUCCUCCAAGACGAUUUAGAGAAGAAGAGGUUUGGCUCAGCCAACAAAGAUGUGCAAAACAGGCUGGAAGGUUUCAUGAGAACAGUGAAUCAUCUCAAGAAAAUGAAAUUACCAGCUUACAUGCAAAGAGAACUAAACAAAAGAAAAGGUCAAGAAUAACAGCAACUGCACCUGCACCUGCGACUGAGGACGAUGAUGAAGUUCCUUCUGUUUCAACAUUCCAGUCGGAGACACAUCAUUCCAGUUCCACAAAUCAGCAGUUUCAAGAAAUCUAUAAGUUAUUUGAGGGUUUGGAGAGGAGACUACACUUAAAACUUGAUCAAAUGCAUGCUGAUAUAAAGACAGCACUUGAAGCAAUCCAGCAAUCAGCAAGCCAGCCAAGCACCUCUGCCACUGCCUCUGCCUCUGACCUAACUGAGGUGCUAGAGGAGCCUUGCAAGACAGUGAACGAAUUGGAAGACCUGUGUAAAAUGCUGAAAGUUGUUGACUUUCGCAAGAAAAUUAUGCGAUAUCUUUGUCUUCAGAGAGGAGGCAAUUUGGGGGAUGGCAUAAGAAGAAUGCUACAUAAAAUUGGAGAAAAUUCCCUAUGGGCAGAGUACAGCUACAAAGGGAGAAAAGGAAAAGACCAUUUCAGAAACUUCUGAUUAAUGACGUGAUAAUACGUGCCUGCAGUAAGGUGUACCCACACCACAAAUCACAGAGUGUGGAGGAGAUGAUUGCCAUGACUCUAAAGCAUGCCCCACAUCGUGAGAAAACAAAAACAAUUAAUCAGGUUCCGAACUCACGGGUGGAAUCGGACCUGGAGAACUAACACGCAGCAACUGGAACACGCUGGAACACACGCACACACACAC